AUGUCAGCCCAUGAAGGUGUCAGUUGUGACGCAUGUGGUAAAAGUAAUUUUCGUUCGAAACAAUUCAAAUGUCUAAUUUGCUAUGAUUAUGAUUUGUGUUCCACAUGCUACGAACAAGGUGAAACAUCCAGUCAUCAUACAAGAGAACAUCCUAUGCAAUGUAUUUUAACACGUCAAGAUUUUGAUUUAUAUUAUCAGGGUGAACGAUGUACAUCAGAGUAUCCUCAAUCAUUAACUUGUCCAUUUUGUGGUGAGAUGGGUUUAACAUUACCAUUUCUUAAUGAAUCAUCUUCAUCGAAUGAUCAUCAUAUAGAAAAUAUUGAUUUAUUUCAACAUCUUCAAAUAAAACAUGGUAAAACUCAACAAUUAUAUGAAGUUAUUUGUCCAAUAUGUGCUGCUAUGGUUAAUGGUGAACCAAAUUUAGUUACUGCAGAUCUUAUAUCACAUAUAACUAAUGAUCAUCAGGAUCCACAAGGAAACACACCAUCAUCAGCUGGGGGAGAAACACAUACUUAUUCAAGACAAUCAUCAUCGACUAGAGAUUAUAAUUUUGGUAUUGAUUCUGGAAUUCGUGCUGGUUUUCGACGUGGAUCAUUAAGAACAACUAUUCGACGAGGUGCAUUAGGAAGAGGUAAUGAACCUGUAAGUCAACAUAUUCUAAUUGAUACAUCAUCAGGAUUACCUACAUCUGCUAAUGGAAAUGAUCCAAUUACUAAUUUAUUAACACAAUUAUCAAAUGUACGACGAUUAGCAGCAGUUAAUAAUAAUAUGAGCAAUACUAAUAGUUCAUUAACAUCUUCACCAAAUACAAUUAAUAUUCAAACACUUACUCGUCAACAAUAUGAACGUGAACGUCUUCGUGCAGCCGGACGUUCUUAUCACUAUCAGCAAUCUAAUAAUCCCCAGCAACAAUCAAUACCUACAUCUAAUGUUGUCCCAUCUGUUGAAAGUGAUUUUUUCGAUUCACUUUAUUCAUCAGCUCUUUUAACUGAUCCAUCUACUUUGUCUACUAAUAAUCAUCAAGCUUGGACACGCAUUAUUACUCAACAACAAUCUACACCCGAACAACAAUCACAAACUUCAUCCAAAACAAAAACUUCUACAGCAACCAAUUCGGAAUCUGAUCCUUCAUUAUUACGACAAAUGUGUGAUCAAUCUACUUCGUCCUCUUUAAUUCAAUCAAAUUCAACAGUAAUGCAAUCAUCAAAGAAAAAAAAUGAUUUUGUGCAAAAUCUACUUCUUUCUAGUUUUGCUUAUUUGAUUAAUGAUAAAUGA
This is a messenger RNA of Rotaria sp. Silwood1, 1275 nucleotides long. The record is from the annotation of a GenBank genome assembly. Lineage: Eukaryota; Metazoa; Rotifera; Eurotatoria; Philodinida; Philodinidae.